This is a messenger RNA of Hibiscus syriacus, 2074 nucleotides long. Its product is annotated as probable glycosyltransferase At5g03795. Lineage: Eukaryota; Viridiplantae; Streptophyta; Magnoliopsida; Malvales; Malvaceae. The transcript is spliced from 4 exons. The record is from RefSeq and is a predicted model, not a curated record. Bases 420 to 1928 code for a protein of 502 amino acids. Gene Ontology annotation, molecular function: glycosyltransferase activity.
CCCACAGACAUUCCCAAUACACUUCAAACGAAGGAAUCUUUAUGGGAUUUCUAUAAAAAAAAAAUUAAGAAAAUAACAAAGUCUAAAAACGUUUAUUAACAAAAACCCAUUACAAAUGUAGUAGUAAGUAACAGACCCCCAGAUGAUCAUGUCGAAGUCAAAAGAGAAAGCAGGAACCAGGCGAAUUAAAUAGGGAAUCGGUGAUUAGAGAAGGGUGGAAUGGGAAUGAAAAAUUGCAUGAAGGAAACUGGAAUAAAGAUGACGCUUGGCAAUUGGUAUGUCGUCUGUCCACCUGUUUCUUCACUAACACAAAACAACAAAACCCCCCGUCCCCCUCUUUCCCGAACCCAUCCAUUUUCCCAGUGAUUCUGAUGCGAACCCUUAAGACAUCGUGAAAUUCCUUUCGACAAACUCGGGAGAUGGCCACAAAUCGGUUUGCAUGUUGUUUCUCAACACCACCCAAGCUUUUGUUCUUUCUAGCUCCGGUGAUUCUGGCAUCAUUAGUUGUUUUUGUUCUGGUCCCGAGAAACUCCACCUGGGAUCUCAUCUCCACCCUCCCUUCUUCCACCUCUAAUAGCAGCGAGAAGCCCGGUGCAGUUCCGCCCGCUGAAGAACCAGUGGGAUUGCUUUCCACGGCGGUGGAUGCUGGAAGCAGCCCGGUAAAAGCGGCAGCACCGUCGGAAGAGGCCUCGCCGCCACAUGCUUUUGAAGCGGUGACGAAAACUCGAGAAAAUGAAACAAAGGAAGACGGGUUGAAUGGUACGAUGUUAUGGGUAAAUGAAACGACAGCUCUCCCCUUGAAACAAAGCAGAAGAGUUAGAAGCAGAUUAGAUAGACUUGAAGCUGGUUUACAAAGGGCUCGAUCGGCCAUAAAAGAAGCGAAGAAUGGGAGCCAAUUACAAGAUACUGACUAUGUCCCAACAGGUCCCAUGUAUAGGGACGCCAAGGCCUUUCACAGGAGCUACCUGGAAAUGGAGAAACAAUUCAAGGUCUUUGUUUACAAAGAAGGGGAGCCUCCAGUGUUUCAUGAUGGUCCUUGCAGGAGCAUCUAUUCCAUGGAAGGAAAUUUCAUUUACCAGAUGGAUGUUGAUUCCAAAUUCCAAACCAAUGAUCCCCUCAAAGCUCAUGUUUUUUACCUCCCUUUCAGCGUAGCAAAGAUGGUCCGAUUCGUUUACUCGCGCGAAACCCGUGAUUUUAGUUCCAUACGAAGGACCGUCGUCGACUACGUCAAUCUCGUUGCGAAGAGAUACCCAUACUGGAACCGGAGCCACGGUGCCGAUCAUUUCAUGGUUGCCUGUCAUGAUUGGGGGCCAGAAGCAAGCUUUUCACUUCCUUACCUAGAAAGGAACUCCAUUCGAGCUCUAUGUAAUGCAAACACAUCCGAAAGAUUCAACCCGGUCAAGGAUGUCUCCAUUCCGGAAAUCAAUCUCCUAACCGAUAAACUAACCGGUUUGAUCGGUGGACCAUCUGCUUCUCGACGAAGUAUCUUGGCAUUCUUUGCAGGAGGGGUUCAUGGUCCGAUAAGACCAAUCCUACUCGAGCAUUGGGAAGGAAAGGAUGAAGACAUUAAGGUACAUAAAUACCUUCCAAGAGGUGUUAAUUACCAUGAAAUGAUGAGAAACAGCAAGUAUUGCAUUUGUCCGAGCGGCUACGAAGUUGCGAGUCCGAGGAUCGUCGAGGCAUUGUACAACGGAUGCGUUCCGGUGCUUAUUUCAAAGAGUUAUGUGCCGCCAUUUAGUGAUGUUUUGAGAUGGAAAUCGUUUUCCGUGGUGGUCUCGGUCAACGAGAUCCCAAGUGUUGCAGUGAGAAGGCAUUUUGAGUUCAAUUCGCCGCCGAAGCAAUUCGAUGUGUUUCACAUGAUACUUCACUCGGUUUGGCUUAGAAGACUGAACGUGAGGAUCAGUGAGGAUGAUUGGAGUCGUGGGUAAUUGAUAGCAGAUUUUAGAAGUACUUAAUCGUUUCUACUGAAUUCAAAUUUGGUUGUAGAUGUCGUACAUGUUUUCUGUGUUCCGUUUGUAGGGAAAUAAAAUACUAUUUGAUAGCCAUAAAUGGAAAUUAAUCAAAGGUUGAUGAA